Tachysurus vachellii is the source of this 1785-nucleotide messenger RNA. RefSeq names its product HERPUD family member 2 (gene herpud2). Gene Ontology annotation, molecular function: protein binding. The coding region runs from base 307 to 1437 and encodes 376 amino acids. The transcript is spliced from 9 exons. Gene Ontology annotation, biological process: endoplasmic reticulum unfolded protein response. NCBI's taxonomy places the organism in Eukaryota, Metazoa, Chordata, Actinopteri, Siluriformes, Bagridae. The record is from RefSeq and is a predicted model, not a curated record.
CACACUCACACACACUCACACACACACUCACACACACUGUAUAAUGACGAUGGUCGAUACGUCAUUUCCGGUGCCGUGUUGUUGGACUCCAUUUUCCAGGAGAAAUAUCAGAGAGAAAAACAUCAUCCUGAGCAGUAAAAUGCUGUGAUGUUGGACAGUGAGAAUGAAACCUGCUGUUGGGACGUGACCCACAGAGAUGUUUUCAUCCUUACUGCAGUUGUCCUGUCAGCAUGAUGACUGACACUCCUGGGUGGUGAGGAGGCAGAAGUGUGUGUGUGUGUUCUGAGGUUUGUUUAUGGAAGAAACAUGGAAGAACAUGGAGCUGACAGUCCCAUCACCCUGAUCAUUCGAGCACCAAACCAGAAAUACGACGAUCAGUCAAUCAGCUGCUUCCUCGACUGGACAGUAGAGAAACUGAAGAAACACAUCACUAAUGUUUAUCCCAGCAAACCAUUGUCCCGAGAGCAGCGGCUUGUUUACUCUGGACGCCUUUUACAGGAUCACCAGCAGCUCCGUGACGUUCUCCAAAAGCAGCAGGACAAGUGUCACAUGGUCUACCUGGUGUGUGCACCCCAGAAUCCCCCAGCUGACCCCUUAGUGACCUAUGACCCUGGAUCUACAGAUGCUGACUCUGCUGACUCUGCUGACUCUGCUGACUCUGCUGACUCUGGCCCUGCUGCCUCACCGUUCAGUCAGAACAUCCCAAACCUCCCCUUCUCAAUAAAUACAGAUGGCGUUCGGCAUCGAGGAGGUUCUGCUCACGCUCAGCAGCGGCCUGAGCAGUUUGUACCCCCUGCCACACUUCCGUACUCUCCCGUGCAGAUGAUGUGGUGGCAGCGUGUGUACGUGCAGCGAUACUACAUGCACUAUCAGGCUGCAAUGGCUGCCGCUCAGGCCACACCUCCUACGGUUAACCCCGGCCCAUCAGUCACACCAGCUCCAGCCCCAGUUCCUGCUAACCCCGUCCCACUGGAGCAACCAGCAAAUCAGAACCCUCAGAUGAACGUUCAGGGCGGGGCCGUGCAGAACGAGGAUGAGCUGAACCGUGAUUGGCUGGACUGGCUUUACACAGUAUCACGUGCUGCUGUCCUCCUCAGCAUCGUCUACUUCUAUUCAUCUUUCAGCCGCUUCAUCAUGGUGACUGGCGCCAUGCUGCUAGUCUACCUUCACCAGGCAGGUUGGUUCCCCUUCAGGGUGGAGCUGCAGAACCUUGGAGCAGCAGACCGAGCUCCAGCUGAGAACGACAUAAACCACAACAUGCAGGAAAUGGAGCGCAUUAUGGAUGAUGGUCUUGAGGAUGAUGAUGGUGACAGUAGUGAUGAAGGCUCCGAUGAAGCCGCCCCUCCACGGCCGAGCUUCCUCACAUCCACCUGGUCAUUUAUUAGCACCUUUUUUACCUCUCUGGUUCCUGACGGUCCUCCUCGUGGCACUAGAUAAACACCACGUGCGCACACACACACACACACACACACACAGAGUGGACAUUGACCCCUUACAAAUCUAAACAAAUACAAAAACAGCAGCAUUGUGGUCGACAUGUCUGCCCUGUUUCAGCUGAAUGAAUGAAGCUGCUAGAGGUUUUUCUCCACCGCUGUUCGGUUCUUCAUCAUGUGAGAGAAUAAGUGAAACAUUCCUGCUCUUGUCCUCCCCAUAACAUCAUCAUCAUUUUAUCUUGGGUGACUACUUCAGGUCCUCAGGUUCAUUCAUUGUUUGUAAAUAAAUGUUAUAUUUGCAUUUGCACCUCAUUGGUCUGAAGUGUAUUUUACAUUAAACAGAUGAACCACA